Messenger RNA from Nematocida major, 438 nucleotides. RefSeq lists its product as uncharacterized. The transcript has a single exon. Bases 1 to 438 code for a protein of 145 amino acids. Lineage: Eukaryota; Fungi; Microsporidia. The record is from RefSeq and is a predicted model, not a curated record.
AUGCAGGGAAUCCACUUCCAGAGAGUGCAGGCAAUUCUAAGAGUCCCCAUAACCCCGGACCAGCUGGGGAGCAUUCCAGAUGCCAUUUACAAGUACUUGAACGAUCUCGUGGGGACGUACCAUAAAGUGUUUCGGGGCCUUGUCGUUUGCUAUACUGAGAGCUUGGGGAUUCUUGAUAGCGUUGGCUCUAUCUUGGGGACAGAUGCAAAAAUUUACGUAAAAGUUUCUGCUGAGUUUGUCGUUAUGAAAAUUGCAGUCCGCGGGAAAGUGACCGUUAAAAUCGACGAUGUUUUGGAGGGAAGCGUGUCAGGCCUUGUCUGCGGAGUUCUUCCUGCAGAGAUUUCAGGACAUGCAGGAUACUCCGGAGAGUGGGCUGGAGAAAUCCAGCGCGUGAACCUAUUCCCGCUUUUCAUCACCGUAGGGGAGAGCACAGAGUAG